Messenger RNA from Danio aesculapii, 1016 nucleotides. RefSeq names its product zona pellucida glycoprotein d (gene zpd). Bases 1 to 1005 code for a protein of 334 amino acids. The record is from RefSeq and is a predicted model, not a curated record. Gene Ontology annotation, biological process: neutrophil migration. Gene Ontology annotation, cellular component: cell surface; apical plasma membrane. The transcript has 6 exons. NCBI's taxonomy places the organism in Eukaryota, Metazoa, Chordata, Actinopteri, Cypriniformes, Danionidae.
AUGAACGUGACGUGUGGCAAAGACUUCAUUUCCAUCCUAGUGGACGAAGAGUACUUCAAAUACUACAAUGUUGGAGUAGAAGCUGUUCAUUUGCCUAACCCCAGCUGCCGUGCCCACAGAAAAGAGAUCUCUGGAUCAACCUAUUUCACCGUGCACACACCAAUGGACCAGUACACGGCCUGUGGAGGCAAACCUCUGGAGAAGAACAUAACUCAUGUUACAUACUCCUUAACUCUGAUGGCUGACCCACCUGUGUAUGGAAACAUUGUGAGAAAUCCGGCUCUGCAGAUUGUGUACAAAUGCGUCUAUCCGUACAUUCGCAAACUCAGCCUGUCGUUUCCCAUCUUCUCCUUCUCCAGUGAAAGUUUGUUCAAGGUGGAUGAAGUGGACGCCAGAGUGGAAAUGAGCUUGUUUAAAGAUCAGACAUACAAUGAGGCUUUCACUAGUGCUCCUACUAUUAAGAUCGGGGAUCAAAUCUAUGUUCAGAUUCAAGUGAUGGAGCCGGAAGAUUUCUUCCAUCUGAAAGUCAAUGAUUGUUGGGCAACUACGACUCCUCAGGCUAAUGAUAAGACAGGCUUAAGGCACACACUAUUGGAGAACGGGUGUAUCAGCGAUAUAACAGCUUCAUUUGGUAAUGGUACGCCACAUCCUGCAGGAACCAACGGUGAGGGCUCGACUGUCCGUUACUCAUUUGAUAUGUUUCGGUUUCUGCAAGAGCCCCACAGUUUCUACCUGCACUGCACUGUCCAUCUCUGCACACCUGAGGAUCAAAAGUCUUGUAUUCCUGUAUGUAAAACUAUAUUCAAAAGAGAAGUUGUUGUGGAUGAACAGGCCCAAGCACUCCUGUCUUAUGGACCGAUCAAUGGAAUUUUACCAGACAGACCCAUGAUAAAUCUUCUCACACUGGUCCUUCCAUUGGGAGUGAUUUGGACUCUGGGUAUCUUCCUUCUCGUACUGAUCAUUAUAGCUAAAUCUGGAAACAGACGACACAUGACAAAUAGCUAAAUAAAGCUCAC